CAAGGUCCAACAGGCAUAGGAGUACUCUGGGAAAUCGGAUCACCGGAAGCGAAAUAAACUAACCACGUUUGAGCGAACUUGGGUCUGGACGUGCAGAUUUCUACCAUGCUCGUUUUGUUCGAAACGCCGGCGGGUUAUUCGUUGUUCAAGGUCACGGAUGAGAAAAAGUUGAAAAAGACGGACGCCGAUGAUAUUCAUGACACGUUUUUUUCCGAUUUUGGCAAGGCUAGCAAAUUCUUGGAAAUGGUGUCGUUCAAGCCUUUUGCCGACACUGCCGAUGCCGUAUCAGCCGCCUCCGCUAUGGUUGAAGGCAAGGUGAGUAAGUCGCUCACCAGUUUUCUAAAAAAGAAACUAAAAAAGUCCAACGACUUGAGCGUAGCCGUCGCCGACAAGGCAAUCGCGGCCCCACUCAAAGAGUCAGUUCGUGAUGACCUCAAAAUUGUGCACGACAGCAAAUCGCAGGAAAUAUUUCGUGGCAUCCGUGCGCACAUGGAUGAAUUGCUUACCAACGACGAUUCAAACGUAACCAAAGAAGAUUUGCGCGCGAUGCAGCUUGGUCUCUCUCAUUCACUGUCGCGGUACAAGCUCAAAUUUUCCGCCGACAAGGUGGAUACCAUGGUCAUCCAAGCCGUGGGCUUGCUGGACGAACUUGACAAAGAAAUUAACACAUAUGCCAUGCGUGUCAAGGAAUGGUAUGGUUGGCACUUUCCUGAGUUGCAAGGGCUCGUUGGCGACAAUGCCAAGUACUCAAAACUAGUUCUUAAGGCCGGUAUGCGACCUACUUUCAAAAACUACGAUUUGAGUGAUAUUCUGGAAGAAGAAGACGUUGAAGCUGCAGUAAAGGAGGCUGCUGAAAUUAGCAUGGGCACCGAAAUUGCUGACUUUGAUAUUCUCAACAUUCAGUCUCUGGCUGAUCAAGUACUGAGCAUGACGGAGUAUCGGUCGCAACUAUAUGAGUAUCUCAAGAAUCGUAUGAACGCUAUUGCACCCAAUUUGACCAUUCUUGUCGGUGAAUUGGUUGGUGCCCGCUUGAUUUCGCAUGCUGGAUCGUUGAUGAAUCUUGCUAAACAACCGGCCAGCACAGUACAAAUCCUUGGUGCCGAAAAGGCACUCUUUCGCGCUUUAAAAACGAAACACGAUACUCCGAAAUACGGCUUGAUCUAUCAUGCCUCACUGAUAGGACAGGCAGCACCAAAGAACAAGGGAAAAAUCUCGCGCGUACUGGCUGCUAAGGCGUCUUUGGCCAUUCGGGUUGAUGCGCUGUCAGAUGAAACCGCUGAUCAGCUUGACACGACGAUUGGUUUCGAAGGCCGCGCCAAAGUAGAAGCCCGGCUUCGACAAUUGGAAGGGGGAGUCUUCGUGACCAACGGUAAUGUAUCAGCAUCCAAGACAGCCAGGUACGAUCCUGUGGCGGCCAAGACGGCCGCUGCUGCUCCUGCCUACAACGAUUCUAGUGACAUGGUAUUGGACGUGGGGACAAAUGGAAGUAAGACGGACGAGAAUGCGACAAAGAAAAAAAAGAAAGAUAAGAAAAAAUCAGACAAUGGAGAUGAAGAAUCACCGAAGAAAAAGUCAAAAAAGGACAAGAAGCGGAAGGCUGAAGCUGUCGACGACGAAGAACAGGAUGAUGACGAAGCGAAAAAGUCAGCGAAAAAGGCCAAGAAAGACAAGAAAAAGAGGAAGUCACAAGAAUGA
Messenger RNA from Phaeodactylum tricornutum CCAP 1055/1, 1695 nucleotides. RefSeq lists its product with no specific name. The record is from RefSeq and is a predicted model, not a curated record. The transcript has 2 exons. NCBI's taxonomy places the organism in Eukaryota, Bacillariophyta, Bacillariophyceae, Surirellales, Neidiaceae. The coding region runs from base 106 to 1695 and encodes 529 amino acids. Gene Ontology annotation, cellular component: small-subunit processome; box C/D methylation guide snoRNP complex. Gene Ontology annotation, molecular function: snoRNA binding.